Molecule: messenger RNA, 1356 nt
Organism: Schistosoma spindalis
Lineage: Eukaryota; Metazoa; Platyhelminthes; Trematoda; Strigeidida; Schistosomatidae
Source: the annotation of a GenBank genome assembly
AUGAAUGAUUGUGAUUUGAAUGAUGAUUUGAAGGGUGAUGAUUUGGAUGAUAACGAUGAUUUGCAUGAUGUUGAUGAUGAUGAUGAUGAUGAUGAUGAUGAUGAUGAUUUGGAUGAUGAUGAUGAUGAUGAUGAUGAUUAUGAUGAUGAUUUGGAUGAUGAUCAUGAUUUGGAUGACGAUGAUGAUGAUGAUGAUUUCGAUGAUGAUGAUUUGGAUGAUGAUGAUGAUGUUGAUGAUGAUUUGGAUGAUGAUGACGAUGAUGAAUUGGAUGAUGAUGAUGAUGAUUUGAAUGAUGAUGACGAUGAUGAUGAUGAUGAUGAUGAUGAUGAUGAUGAUGAUGAUGAUGAUGAUGAUGAUGAUGAUGAUGAUGAUGAUGAUGAUUUGGAUGAUGAUCAUGAUUUGGAUGACGAUGAUGAUGAUGAUGAUGACGAUGAUGAUGAUGAUGAUGAUGAUUUGAAUGAUGAUGAUUUGAAUGAUGAUGGUGAUGAUAAUGAUUUGGAUGAUGAUGAUGAUGAUGAUGAUGAUGAUGAUUUGGAUGAUGAUGAUGAUGAUGAUGAUUAUGAUGAUGAUUUGGAUGAUGAUCAUGAUUUGGAUGACGAUGAUGAUGAUGAUGAUUUCGAUGAUGAUGAUUUGGAUGAUGAUGAUGAUGUUGAUGAUGAUUUGGAUGAUGAUGACGAUGAUGAAUUGGAUGAUGAUGAUGAUGAUUUGGAUGAUGAUGACGAUGAUGAUGAUGAUGAUGAUGAUGAUGAUGAUGAUGAUGAUGAUGAUGAUUUGAAUGAUGAUGAUUUGAAUGAUGAUGGUGAUGAUAAUGAUUUGGAUGAUGAUGAUGAUGAUGAUGAUUCGGAUGAUGAUUCGGAUGAUGAUUUGCAUGGUGAUGACGAUGAUGAAUUGGAUGAUGAUGAUGAUGAUUUGGAUGAUGAUGACGAUGAUGAUUUGGAUGAUGAUGAUUUGGAUGAUGAUGAUGAUGAUGAUGAUUUGAAUGAUGAUGAUUUGGAUGAUAACGAUGAUUUGCAUGAUGAUGAUGAUGAUUUGAAUGAUGAUGAUGAUGAUUUGGAUGAUGAUGAUUUGGAUGAUGAUGAUGAUUUGGAUGAUGAUCAUGAUUUGGAUGACGAUGAUGAUGAUGAUGAUGAUUUGAAUGAUGAUGAUUUGAAUGAUGAUGGUGAUGAUAAUGAUUUGGAUGAUGAUGAUGAUGAUUUGGAUGAUGAUGAUGAUUUGGAUGAUGAUGAUUUAGAUGAUGAUUUCGAUUAUGAAGAUGAUGGUGAUGAUGAUGAUUUGGAUGAUUUAGAUGAUGAUGAAGAUGAUGAUGAUUUGGAUGAUGAUGAUGACGAUGAUUUGGAUAAUUGUUGGGGACGUUAG